Messenger RNA from Alosa sapidissima (American shad), 3033 nucleotides. It is a transcript of the gene tspan7, whose product is annotated as tetraspanin 7b. Gene Ontology annotation, cellular component: membrane. The transcript is spliced from 8 exons. The coding region runs from base 86 to 835 and encodes 249 amino acids. Lineage: Eukaryota; Metazoa; Chordata; Actinopteri; Clupeiformes; Clupeidae. The record is from RefSeq and is a predicted model, not a curated record.
CUGCAGCGGAUCGGCGAACGAAGCCCAGCGGAGAAUCACAGCAACGCAACUCCAGGGAAAAUUCUGCGCUUCGCUUUACUGUAGUAUGGCAUCAAGGAGAAUGGAGACCAAACCAGUAAUAACCUGCCUCAAAACGCUCCUGAUCGUCUAUUCCUUCGUGUUUUGGAUCACGGGGGCGAUCCUGCUUGCGGUGGGACUAUGGGGUAAAUUCAUGCUUGGCCCGUACAUCUCUCUGAUUGCCGAGAACUCCACCAACGCCCCCUACGUGCUCAUCGGCACCGGAACCACCAUCAUCGUCUUCGGCCUGUUCGGAUGCUUCGCCACCUGCCGUGGGAGCCCAUGGAUGCUCAAGCUGUAUGCCAUGUUCCUGUCGCUGGUGUUCCUGGCAGAGCUGGUGGCUGGCAUCUCUGGCUUUGUGUUCCGACACGAGAUAAAGGGAACUUUCCUGAGGACAUACAAUGAGGCCGUGCAGGACUACAACGCCAAGGACGAGAAGAGCCUCGCUGUGGACAAUGUGCAACGCAGCCUGCGCUGCUGUGGCGUGCUCAACUACACCAGCUGGUUCAGCAGCGUCUACUUCCCCACCAACGGCAUCCCCCCCAGCUGCUGCAUCAACACUUCCGACUGCAGCUCCUCCGACCUGCGCAAUGCCACCAUAGCCCCCAGCAAGGUUCACCAGCAGGGAUGCUAUGAGCUGGUGACCUCCUUUAUUGAGACCAACAUGGGCAUUAUUGCUGGCGUGACCUUUGGCAUUGCUUUCUCACAGCUGAUCGGCAUGCUGCUGGCCUGCUGUCUGUCCCGGUUUAUCACUGCCAAUCAGUACGAGAUGGUGUAGCAGCACAGGAGCACAGGAUGAUGGCAAGAGGGCAAACGUCACCUGGGACACCUGGGACAGGACACACCUGAAACUCUAGCACACUCCAUUCUCAUGGCUUCUCUGUGUGUCCUACCCCUCCACUCAUUUUAUCCUUCUUCUUUAUUCUCUCUCUCUCUCUCUCUCUCUUGUUUUCAUCCUUUUCUCUUCUCUCCUCCUCUUCUUUUUUCCUCUCUGUCUGUCUUUCUCUGACUCUCUUUGUGUAGUGCAUCAUUCCUUAACGUGCAGUUGUGGCAUGAUGGGGGAUUUAAAUCAAAUCGAUUUCCUCUUGUGACCUUAACAAAGCUAGAGGAACAGGAUCUGCACCCACUCAUUAGUUUCAGUCGUUUGCUGUACAGACAACGCCCCUGCAUGCAGAAUCACACCUCCGCUAGCGACACAAACAUCAAACACUAUGACAUUUGUACAAAUAACCAAAAAUGUGACUAAGACAUUGCAUCAUAGUUCUUUUUGUCAGACAUGUUUUUGACGCAAACAGAUAAAACAAAUAGCAUAACAAUCAAAUAUGAAGUUAAGUUUCUUUUUUAAUCUUGUGUGGGAUUUUUUUUUUUUGGGAGGGAGAUCCCUCUCCAGUGACACAAAUGGUGUUCGCUUUGUGCUGCUACAUGACGUCCAUCUGUCUGCAUCCUGUUUGAGACGAACAUCGCCUAUAGCUCCGCAUUGAAAUGUGUUCUAGUAGCUCUCUGUGGGUGUGUGUGUGUGUGUUUUGUGUUGCUUUCUCUCUUUCUUUUUUAAAGUAAAUAAAGUUUUUUUAAAAAGCCAUCGGGUGAAUGUCCACAUCAAAUCAGCUCAGUGCCCAGUGCCCAGUGACCUCGGUCACUCAGCCCCCCCCCCCCAGUGCCUGCACCCUCUACCCGCGUUCUGCAGUUUGUGUUGUCUGUGUUAUUUAUUUAUUUAUGUUCUUAUUUAAAUUACAAUAUAUACAAAAUCAGUGUACUUAAUCUGCAUAUUGAUGAAGCCUGUAGUCUCCAUUUUGCCUCAGAACAGGUCUCUCUCUCUCUCACACACACACACACAGCCGUGACUAUAGAGGUAAUUUCCGUCUAACUAAACUCCUAGCCUUGGCAAACAUUUCUGUUGCUCUCUGUUGCUGGCCAGCGUCUCGUAUAUUAGCCGCUCAGUGGCACUCCCAACCUAGCCGAGCUUCUGCUGACGCACCCUGUGGACACUCUGUCCCAGCUGUGCCCCACGCCCCCCAUCCUCUGAGUCAGCAGUGCCCAGCCAGGGUCUGACUCACUCACUCCCUCUCCACUGCGGUCCACGCAGAGAGCAGGACCACAGCAGAGCCACAGCCAGCCAUUUCACUGCCCCCACAGGCUGCUGGUGGUGGUCAGGGAGGGAGGAGAAAAGGGGUGUGUGAAAGGGUAGGCUCCCUUAGGUCACGGCGGUCAUUUUGAGAGCAUAAUUCCUGCUGUGCCAAGUGGCGUGGGCACUGGUGGUCAGUCUGCUACUCUCUAGGCGUGCUCGUCACCUGUCUGUCUACAAGAGAAACGCAGUUCUCCUGCCUUAUGAACUCCAUAUCCGCUGUAGCUUAAUCAACUAGAGUUAAGAAUGUGAUUAAAAGCCUUAAACGUCUCACAAGCCGCUUGCCCUGGUUGUGUGUAAACUGAAAUCUAUCGGCCUUUCCUUGGCCAAAUCCAAAUAGCGAACAAGCAGGAACAGGUGUUCUGCGUAAACUCCUGUGUGGAGGACCCACUGUCUUGGCGAGUCACAUGUGAGGUGAGGUGAGGUGAGGGUGUAGUUCACUCGUUUAACUCUGGGUAUGAGGGGGUGGAUGGAGGAGAGAGCUGAAGUCACUGGCACUGUCUUGUGUUUAGAAAACUCUUGAUGUGAGUAGAGUGGGCUGCUGGUUACCAUUUUCUGUUUAUGACCGUUUGCUUUUAGAUUGUUUCUCAGGUUUUUUUUUUUUUUUUUUGGCCGGUUUUGAAGUUGUCACUUUGCCCUUUGUGUUGGUGGAAUACAUAUCUCAAAUAAGUGGAGAAGCUAACGUGUUGUACAUGAUUCCUAGUCACACAAUCUGAACAGUUAGAUGAGCAUAACAAUAAGACUUUGUAUAAAAUAAACUUUUUAAAACGCAUCACCAGCUAGCAUGCCAACAAAUGUACGUUGAUAUUGUAAACAACUGUGAUCUCUAUUAAUAAAAUGGUCAUUUCAUGGUU